ACAAAUUCAUCUCGUGGAAGUUACAAUUAUUUGCUUUUGAUAAGAUUUCUCAGGAGCCACUCAACAUUUGCAAGUGCUUCGUUACUGUAGAUUGGAACAUGGAUUUCAAAGUAGGUACCUAAGUGAAACUAAUUAAUUCCAUCAUGCCUUUAAAAUGUAUGAAUAAAAUCAGUAUUUUAUUUACGUGAAUAUUCAGAAGAGAUUCAACAAUAUGGCUUUCAAGUUCGGUUUACUGGUGUUAGUCAGCGCAUACAUCUGCAGCACGCAGGCGUUGCGUUCCUGCAUUUGCUCCAAGGAAGACAUUCCCGUGUGUGGUUCCGACGGCAACAAUUACAUUAACCUUUGCUAUCUUGAGUGUGCUCAAUACACUUCAAAGAAAGUUAUCACAGUCGUCAAGCAAGGCCCUUGCGAUGAUCCCUUACCCCCAAUCCCAGGCUGCUUCUGCCAUAUGAAUUACAGCCCCGUUUGCGGCACUGAUGGCAAGACAUAUGGUAACAAGUGCGCCUUGGACUGUGAGAAGAAUCGCAAUCCUGGUCUGAACUUGAAACAUGACCGUCCGUGCGUCCAAAACAAAUUAAUUUCGUGGAAGUUACAAUUAUUUGGUUUUGAUAAGAUUUCCGAGAAGCCGUGCACAUUGCCAAUAAAUAUUUGCAAGAGCUUCGUUACGAGAAAUUGGAACAUGGGUUUCAAAUUGGGCAUACUGAUUGGCACUUCGUUGCUUCUAGUACCACAACCAAGUACCAGUAUGAGGGCGUGCACAAGUUUCCAAGACCUAGCGGAACCUUGCGGCUGCACGCUGACCAAAGAGAAUUUUGACCCACUGUGCGGAUCUGAUGGGAAUACAUACUUAAACACAUGCUUCCUCCAUUGUCGACAGACGAUAGGAUCAGGCACUCUUAGUCUGGCCUAUAGAGGAAUCUGUUCGAAAGAAAACCGGUGUACUUGUCAUGCUGAUUAUAGACCGGUUUGUGGCACCAACGAAAUCACUUAUUCGAAUGAAUGCGUUUUGAAGUGCCACAUGAACAAGAAUCCGUCACUCCAAUUGAAGCAUAAUGGGGAGUGUGGUGGUAACCAGAAACAACGGUUGAGAUCGAGAGUAACAAAGACAUGCAUUUGCAAUCCCGCCACCGGUCCCAUAUGUGCCACGAACGGCGUGUCAUAUGCCAACUACUGCGUGAUGAGAUGCAAGGCCGAGGCUAACAAUGAUAAAACCAUACAGUUCUCCUACUGGGGAAUGUGCUCCUCACAGGAGGACGGGCCUCAUGAUCAAGCCACCAGGAAGCCAUCGGUUGUCAAGAUAGCGCCGCGGUUGAAUACAGAAGACAAACAACAAGCAUGUGAUUGUCCCAUGUAUGCCAUUUCGUAUUUCACUCGAUGUGGCAGCGACCGUGAUCUCUCUUCACCGAAUUGCUUCUGUGUGCCCAAAUCACAGAAUACGAAGUAUGAAGACCCUUGUAACGGCCAACGAUCACGGCCAGAAGACGACCAGCUAAACUCGGUAUUAUCGAAGACGUGCUUUUGCGCCGCCGUUCACAAGCCUGUGUGCGGCUCCGACCGACAGACAUAUGCCAACAUGUGUGUCCUGCACUGCCGAGCUAAGAAGAAACCCGACAUCAGGUUCCUGCAGUGGGGGGACUGUCACGAUGUGAGCCUGGUAAGCCGGCUGCAGGAGACGCCGACAUAUUAUACGUAUACUCGGUCGGACACCGAUCGAGAUCGCCUCUUUUUCUAAUGUUCCUGAUUAUCUCAGAUUUACGGUUUACAAUG
This is a messenger RNA of Helicoverpa armigera (cotton bollworm), 1767 nucleotides long. RefSeq names its product serine protease inhibitor dipetalogastin. Lineage: Eukaryota; Metazoa; Arthropoda; Insecta; Lepidoptera; Noctuidae. The transcript has 8 exons. Gene Ontology annotation, molecular function: protein binding. The record is from RefSeq and is a predicted model, not a curated record. Bases 212 to 1732 code for a protein of 506 amino acids.